AUGCAGACUGGCGAGGAGGCGCACCACCGAGGUCAGUAGGCGCGGCACAGGACAGCAAGGCCGGGCAGCGACCGACAGCAUGAUAUGUGACGUUGGGAUCCACCCUGCUGCCUUCCCUGCAGAUGCCGACUUCUGGGACCCCUUCAAACACGUCAACAGACAGCCUACACAGCAGUGCCUUCGGUCAGCCGCCACGGAGGGAGGGAGGGAGGGAGUGCGCGGCGCGUGUGGCACCUGCACACUCGUGUGUCUGCGUGUGUGUGUGUGCAGUCGCGUGAAGGCUGACAUCCGUCAGAUCAUCAAGAACCCACUGCCUGGUACCAACCGUCGGUCAACACACAGAUUGGCAGGCAGAUCUGGUGGUUGACCAAGGUUUCUCUGCAGGCGUGGUUGUGUGUCCGGAUGAGAACAUCGCAACGGUAGCUCACGCCCUAGUGCUAGGACCAGGUAAGGUAGGGUAGGGAACGAACCGAGCAGACGACACGACACGACACGGACGGACCUCUUGUGAGGCUAGGCGAGGCGAGCGAUGUGUCUGUGUGGUGUGGUGUGGUGUGGUGUGUGUGUGACGUAUGUCAGCUGACACUCCGUACGAGGGUGGGUUCUUCUACUUCAUCGUCAACUGCCCCGACACAUACCCAAACGAGCCGCCCAAGUAACCAACACAACACACUGCUGUUUACACACGGAUGCGGGCAGUGCAACGGUGGCUCCUCAUCGCAUCGCCGCUGUCUUCGCGUGUGGUGUGGUGUGGUGUGGUGUGGUGUGUUGUGGUGUGUUCAGGGUGAAGCUCGUGACGACGGGCAAUGGGCGGGUGCGGUUCAACCCCAACGUGAGUGAGCCUCACACAAUACACGGAGAGAGAGCUGGCGGAAGUGCCGUGUGUUGUAUGUGUGGUGUGUGUGGGUGUGUGCAUGUGUGUUCAGCUGUACGCCAAUGGCAAGGUGUGCCUGUCCAUCCUCCACACCUGGGUCGGACCAGGUCAACCAACCAACCAAACAUACACACACACACAACGCGCACAUAGACAAAACAGACAUCACACACCAUAUGCGGCACACGUGCUGUGCUGUGCUGUGCUGUGGUGUGGUGUGGUGUGGUGUGGUGUAUGUGUGUGGCACCGUACCAGGCUGGAGUCCGGUGCAUUCGCUGUCCAGCGUGCUGCUGUCGAUCCAGACGCUCAUGAACGAGAAGCCCUACCACAACGAACCUGGAUACGAAGGACCCGAACGCACUCCGGGAGAGGUACGCAACGCAAUGACUGACUGACGUCACAAUGACCACAACAACACCACAGGCCUCAUGUCUGUGUGGCCGUGUCCCCCAGGCUGCCGCCUACAACGAUGUGCUGCGCUACGAGACCCUCCGCGAGGCCGUGUGUUCGGUGGUCGAGUCCAUCCUCGCCGACGAAGGCAAGACCUCGCCCCCUCCCGACCAGCCUGCCAGGUCAUCGAGUGCCGCCCAGGCAUCCCACCCCAGCAGCCAGCCACAGCCCGCUCCUCCGGCGUCCAUGCCGUCGACGAGCAGCACUUCGUCGGCAUCCGCGAGCGACAAGGAGGGUGAGUACGCCAGGAAGCUGCUCGACAUGAGCAGGCGAUACGCGUCGGGCAGCGGGCGGCUGCCGGACAACCUGCGGGGCAUUGUCAAGGAGAGCUUCGUGGAGCAGUUUGCCUUUUACGAGGGCGUGUGCAACGAGAA
Vitrella brassicaformis is the source of this 1698-nucleotide messenger RNA. Lineage: Eukaryota; Vitrellaceae. The record is from the annotation of a GenBank genome assembly.